Molecule: messenger RNA, 386 nt
Organism: Lecanosticta acicola
Lineage: Eukaryota; Fungi; Ascomycota; Dothideomycetes; Mycosphaerellales; Mycosphaerellaceae
Source: the annotation of a GenBank genome assembly
AUGGCUGCGGUGGUCAGUCUAUGGGAUGGAAUGGUUCCAACAAUCAAGGUGCGUCUUCUUAUGGAGGUCGUCCCAGUUACCCGGAUCCUGACAAGUUUUAUGGUCAGAACGUCGACGCUAGCCAGUCUAUGUACUGGCAAGCCUCGAACGAGCAAAACGCGACCUGGUACGGCUAUGGUCACGGUCAGGAGGUGAACACUGGUCAGUAUACGCAAGGGGAGAACUCUAACGAUCAAGGUGCGACCUCGUAUGGUCAUGGCAACGGCCAGGCGGUGAACACGGGUCAGUAUACGCAAGGGGAGAACUCUGACGAUCAAGCCGCGACCGGCUACGAUUACGGUCAUGAUUAUGGUUAUCUGCCGUAUACAGGAAUAUGGUUUUCGUGA